Molecule: messenger RNA, 1795 nt
Organism: Arabidopsis lyrata subsp. lyrata
Lineage: Eukaryota; Viridiplantae; Streptophyta; Magnoliopsida; Brassicales; Brassicaceae
Product: replication protein A 70 kDa DNA-binding subunit B
Exons: 2
Coding region: 574-927 (117 amino acids)
Source: RefSeq, a predicted model, not a curated record
UGAUUUGCUUGCUUCGGCUUGCAAAGAUCAACUCAUUUAAAGGUAUAGAAUGUUGUUACUGGAUUCUGAAUGCAUGAUUUUGAAACAAAAAUGAAAUCAGAACAUAUGUGAAAAUACUAAUAUGUUGUUGUUUUUAGGUGAAAGAGCUGUUUCAAAUUCAUUUGAUAUGUCUCUAUUGGAAAUCAAUCCUAACUACCUUGCUGUUCUUGAGUUUGUGGCCAAGUAAGAUAUGUUUACAAUUCACAUUUCUUUUGCUAAUAUAUACCUGUGAAUCCUAUUUAUAUUAUCUAAAGUUUAUUUCAUUUUCUUUUAUUUGUUAACAAUAGUUUACCACCUGAUGUUAUGCCACUUACUAUCGAAGACUCAAAGGCAAAACAAGUGAAUGCAGAACAGAGAAAAAAGGAUUACUAUGAUCGUUUUCCAAGGAAAACCAUCUCUGGACUCUUUUGUUUUUCUGAGGUAUUAGUAUUUGAUAAUAUUAUUUUUUCUAUCAACUAUUAAAUUCUCUGUCUAUACUACUAAUUAUCUAUUUUUUUUGUUUAGACUGGAAAGUGCAACAUAAUUUGUACCAUAAUGAAUAUCGACACAGACUAUUCUUGGUAUUUCUUUAGUUGCCUCAAGUGUAGCAAAACUGCCUAUAAGAUUCCAAAGGUUGAAAAUGAGAUUGUCAAGAAAGGUAAGAAAGAAAUGUUUUGGUGUCCAACAUGUAAGGAAGACACUCCUAAGGUGAUACCAAGGUAUCUUUUAAACGUUGGAGUAAUGGAUAGCACUGGAGACACUAAAUGUCUUAUCUUUGAUAAAAGUGCACAAGAGAUAAUCGGUGUGUCUGCAGAGGAUUUGCUUGAAGGGAAGUGGGAUGAGGUAAACAAAUCUGUUGUUAAUAGGAAAGUAGACCAUAAUAUUCAUAUCUCUUAUAUACUUUUUUAAUCUAUCAUAACAGAUUCAGGAUCCUACAAACUUGCCUCAGCAAAUCAGAGAUUUGGUUGGAAAGACUUUCCAGUUUCUGGUGACUGUUGGAAAGGAAAACAUCAAUGAAAUUGAUGAUACCUACAAGGUUUCAACCGUUUGGCUGGGUAAUGAAUCUGACAAUCUAGAUACUAUUGAAGAUUCUGACCAGCAGACUGACCAACGUAAUGACCUCUCUAUUGAUCAGGUAAUCUUAGUAGGUGCAACCAAAAUCAAUCUAUCAAAAAGUUAUUCAAGUUUAUCACUAAAGGGCUGGAUCGUGUUUCAAUUAAAUAGUGAGUACCAUCAGUUAACUCAAUUCAGAGAAUAAAGUAUGGAUACUUAUAACUAUGUAAUUUAAUGAUGCGUUCUAUGAAAGAAUUAUCUAUUAUAUAUUGACUAUCCUGAUUUUCUUACUGUAACAGGAAGGACUUGCUCUGACCAAUAGUAGUGAAACCACUGACCCUUUAGGUCCUACAUCAUCCACUCCUUCAUCUAAGCGUAGUAUGGAUGGUGUUUCUGAGGACAUUGAAGGUCAGGGUUCUACUACUAAAAAGGCAUGUGUCUCUUCCAUUCUUGGUGACAUUGAGAAGGAAGAGAUUGAAGGUGGCAAGAAUUAAGUUGUGCUGGCUGGGAAUAAUGUAGGGAGCUUAUUUUAGCAAUUAGUUUUCUAUUUUUUUCUUCUGUUCAAGUUUCAAAACUUCUUUAGUUAUUUCCUUAAGCUAUUUGCUAUUUAAUUUUCAGUUAUUUUGAAUUCAAGCAAUAAAGUCUAAGCUUCUCCUUAUAUUAAACUCUUUGCAAAAUAUAAAUUAACUUGUGCUUGAACUAAAGAUCACAAGACAAAGAGAGA